This is a messenger RNA of Miscanthus lutarioriparius, 1230 nucleotides long. The record is from the annotation of a GenBank genome assembly. Lineage: Eukaryota; Viridiplantae; Streptophyta; Magnoliopsida; Poales; Poaceae.
AUGGCCAUGACUCCUCCGCCGAAACGCCUGUGCGGCCGCUCGCUGCUGGAUCUGCCCGACGACCUCAUCGCUGAGAUCCUCCUCCGCCUCCCGCCGCACGAUCCUAGGCGGCUCGUUCGCUGCUCGGCCGUCUGCAAGCCCUGGCGCCGCCUCCUCACCGACCCCGCCUUCCUUCGCCGCUAUCGCGCGUUCCACGGGGUGCCUCCCAUGCUGGGCCUUCUCUUCCACCUGGAACUCCCUAGCAAUCGUUUCCUCGCUCGGUUCGUCCGCACCACCUCCUUCCGCCCUCGCACCCUCGACCAUGCCGGCUGCUACGUGGUAGACGCCCGCCACGGCCGCAUCCUCUUCAGAAACGUCACCGGCGAGGAGAAUGACCAUGACCUCUUCGUAUGGAGCCCCGUCACGGAUGAGGUGUGGGGGCUGUGGAUGCCGUGCCCGUUCUACUAUUGGAACGUGGCGGUGCUCUGCGCUGCGGCCGCGCGCGAAGGGGGCUGCGACUGCGACCACCUCGACUGCCACGGCGGGCCCUUCCUCGUCGCAUUCGUGGACACCGACGACGAUGGGAUGACGUACGCCCGCGUCUACUCCUCGAAGACCGGAGCCUGGAGAGACGCGACCUACGCUCAACACCCCAAUGGCCUCGCGGACAUGGACAUGCUGGAACCCAUCGCGCUUGUGGGAAAUAGGAUCUACUUCCCCGCUGCACAGAGCAAGACCAUCGUGGAGUACGACUUGGGUCGCCGGAAACGCAUUUGUCGACCCGCCGUUAGCGCACCAAGGUCACGGUAUCCUCAUGCCGGCAAUGGGCGGUGGUCUGGGAGCAGGGCCUUGGAACUCAGCACACUGCCCGAUCGCAAGACUCGUGUCCCCUUGAACCAACCAACUGCGCUUGGCUUCACGGAGAUCUUGACGAAGGAAGAUGCAAUUGCGGUUGGCUUCGCGGAGGGCCUCGGCGUCAUCUUCGUCAGGACAAGCGCUGGCAUCUUCGCGAUUAACCUGGAGUCAGGCCAAGUCAAGAAGAUGUCCAGCAGAAGGCCCGACGUUGUCAUUCCUUACAUGAGCUUCUAUACUCCAGCUGUACUCUCCUCUAUGGCCAAUCCCAAGCACACGCCACAGAAGAACUCAAUCACAUUAAUUUUUGAAAUAUCACGACUCGGUUUGUUGGAAUCUGAGCUAUGGCAUGGUUAUGAGUUUAUCAAUUUUGGCUUUUCAGAUCAUGCUACGGGUUGA